Xyrauchen texanus (razorback sucker) is the source of this 1140-nucleotide messenger RNA. RefSeq names its product HLA class II histocompatibility antigen gamma chain-like. Gene Ontology annotation, molecular function: macrophage migration inhibitory factor binding; MHC class II protein binding. The transcript is spliced from 7 exons. Gene Ontology annotation, biological process: immune response; intracellular protein transport; antigen processing and presentation. The record is from RefSeq and is a predicted model, not a curated record. Bases 130 to 831 code for a protein of 233 amino acids. NCBI's taxonomy places the organism in Eukaryota, Metazoa, Chordata, Actinopteri, Cypriniformes, Catostomidae. Gene Ontology annotation, cellular component: membrane.
UAGAAACUGGGUGCUUUCCGUCGGAAUCAACAUGAAAAUCGGGUUGGGGUGGCAUUUAAAACCCUGUUGCGACUCAGAGUGAAUAUCAUUCAGUGUUUGAGCUCUUAAACACACACACACACACCAGUGAUGCCAGAUCAACAGAGCGAGUAUCUGAUUCAGCGCGCGCCAAGCGUAGAGACCAUCAUGAGUCCGGGAUCCUCACGGAACGCUAAUGGUAAAGCGUUGAAGGUGGCCGGGUUCACGGUUCUGGCGUGUCUUCUUCUGGCGGGUCAGGCGCUGACCGCUUACUUCGUCUGGGGUCAGAGAGAGCACAUCAGCGCUCUGAGCGAGGGACAAGAGAAACUGAAGAGUGAGCUCAAGCUCAAGAUGUCAGCUGGAGCUCCAAAGGUGAUGCAGCUGCCAAUGAACAGUUUGCCUCUGCUGAAGGACUACAGCGAUGAGACAUCCGACAAGAAACAGAGCGUUCCCCUCAUGAAACUGCAUCCAGCUUUUCUGUACCCAGGAGAAGGCAGCGGACUUGUGGAAGAAGCUUCUAGACUGAUGCCGAAGAGAAUUCAUCAUUCCAUGAUGAGUAUGCCACUUCUGACGGACCCAGAGGAAGAGGUGAAGGGCACACCUGCUGCAGCCCUUGAGCUGGAGAGCAGAUGUCAGCUGGAGUCGGUGAGGGAGGUGAGACCCGGAUUCUUCCGCCCGCAGUGUGACGAGCAGGGCAACUAUCUGCCCAUGCAGUGCUGGCACAGUACCGGAUACUGCUGGUGUGUGGACAAGGAUGGCACUGAGAUUGAGGGAACCCGCAUCAAAGGAAGACCACAGUGUGGCUCAGAGUGAGGUCAGUAUUUCUAAUGAAGGAAUCUCCAACCAGUCACGGAAACAGUUUCUCUCGUCCUGAUCAGUUUUAUGUGUUACAACUCCGUCCCGGCGAUCGUUCACGUAGACGUUGUUAGAUGUGAGCGUCUGAAUCAAUAAAUCAUUCUACUCAAGAUCUGUUUUUAUUUGUGUUCAGAUUACACAUUUAUCUAAGAGAUGUUAUCGCUAAUCUAACCCUUGUUUUAAUGUUAUGAACUCUUCUGUGAAAUAUCAUUACUGUAUAAGCUGUCACGUAUAAAUUAUGUCUGUAAUAAACACAUGUUCUUUUCA